Molecule: messenger RNA, 13709 nt
Organism: Episyrphus balteatus (marmalade hoverfly)
Lineage: Eukaryota; Metazoa; Arthropoda; Insecta; Diptera; Syrphidae
Exons: 2
Coding region: 846-2936 (696 amino acids)
Source: RefSeq, a predicted model, not a curated record
AUAUUAGAUUGAUUGUAAAGUUGAAAUAUACAAGUAAUGAAAAGUAAAGUGUUUUAAGUUGUUUCUUCCAACAACUUUACUUCGACAUUGAAAAUAAAACUACAGAUUCGUCAAUUUUUAACCAAUUUAAUAUUUUUUUAUCUAUUUAAGAAAUAUAAAUAAUUUCUAUCUUCGUGACCUUUUUCUUAUAAUAUUGAAUCCUAAGCGGGCUUUAAGAUUGUGAAGGGCUUAGCAAUAUUUAUAGUCAAUUUGUUACAAGAAACAUUUUGGGUUAAACAUUUUUGAUCACCUUUAUUCUGUAGGCAAAUUUGAUAAGAAAUUUUGAAUUUCUUAUCAAAUAAUAAAAUAAAAUUUCUUAUGUUUUGAAAUUUCGAAAGUUUAAAACGUCUUUUUCAAGACUUUGAAUUUUUGAAUUUUGAAAUAUUGAAAAAUAAAAAAGCAUCCAAAACCAACAAAAUAAAUUUUAAGAAACCUCUUAAAAUUUAAACAGAUUUUGUAUAUUUCCUGAAGAAGAACGUAGACACGUUCGAAACGUCGAUAAAUAAUCUAUAAUCUAGAUUCAAUAAAGACCUAAAGCCCGCUUAGGAUUCAAUAUUAUAAGAAAAAGGUCACGAAGAUAGAAAUUAUUGUUAUUACGGAGGGCACGCCGUAUUUUAAAUUCAAAAAUGAGUUUUUAUGAACAUGUAAGGAACGCAUAUGGAUUUGAAGUAUGUACAAGUUUAAAAAGUUAACGCAGAAUAGGGGUAAGUAAUAUCAAAAAUAAGAAUACUUUAGUUUUCCUCCUUAAGUGUAGAGAGUUUGGUUUGAUACCAGAUUUUAUUCAGAAUUCAACAAAAAAUGUUUCGAUGAUUUUCGAUUUUGAGAGUGGAGAAUUUAAUCGAGGUUUGAAUAAAAAACUUUCUUCAACCUCGAGAAAAUAUCAUUCAAAAUUACUCAAUAUUGCAAUUUCAUUGAAACAAUCGCAAAUUAAAAAACAAAAUCGAUCAUUAACGGUUUUAGAAGGUAAAAUUAAAAACAGAUUAUUAGAGAAUGAAUAUAGUUAUUUCUUCAGUAGUCAAGAACAGACUAGAAAUAAAAUUAACGAUAGUUCUAAACUUUCUCAGAAAAGAAAACUUGAAUUAUUAAAAUGUAAAGCUAGACAAGAAAUGAGGAUAAAUUUUAAAGAAAAUUGGUUUGUUAACAAAACCCAGGUAGAUUUUCCUGAAGACACAAAAUGGCUUUUGUCAUUAGGUCCAAAAUUUGCUUUACCUGUUACUAAAGAAAAUUUACCAAUAUUCAAAAUGAUUGCCGAUGGAGAAGAAUUGAUAAGAAGUAAAGAAUUAAAUGAACAAGAACCUGCACGGUCAUGCUUCACGCAAAUUUUACAAAAUUACAUGAGAUUUGUAUCAAUUCCAUAUUUAGAUAAAUAUCUGAAUAAAAUUUAUAAUGAUACAAAAAAGUUCUUAAAACGACAUCCAGAAAUUUUAAUUGUCCCAGCUGAUAAAGGAAAUGUUACAGUAGCUAUGUUAAAAACAAAUUAUGUUGAUAAAAUGAAAGAUAUUAUGGCUGACAGGGAUACCUAUAAAAUUUUAAGGAAUGACCCAACAAAUAGAGUACAAAAUAUUAAUAAUAACCAUGUUAAAUAUUUGUUCAGAAAUAAUUAUAUCAAUGAAUUCGAAAAGAAAUGUAUGACGACGUAUACUGCCAGUAGUCCUAAGAUUUAUGGACUACCAAAAAUACAUAAACAAAAUGUUCCAUUAAGGCCAAUUUGUUCGUCUCUUAAUGUUCCAUGUUAUGAGUUAUCAAAACACAUUGUUAAAAUUUUAAAUAAUAUAACUGCUAACUCUAAAUAUAAUGUUAAGAACGCUUCAUCGUUUAUUUCAACUGUUUCACCAAUAAUUUUGGAACAUGAUAAUAUUCUUGUUUCCUUUGAUGUUGUCUCAUUGUUUACUAACAUUCCGAUUCCAUUGGUGCUAGAAUUGGUUGAAAAAAGUUGGGAUAAAAUUAAAGAUCAUACUAGAAUUCCAAAAUUAAAAUUUUUAGAAAUCUUAAGAUUUUGUGUUAUAGAUAACAAUUAUUUGGAAUAUGAUAAGAUAUUUUAUCAACAAAAACAAGGAGUUCCAAUGGGUAGUCCUGCUUCCCCAAUAUUAGCAGAUAUUGUAAUGGAAGCUUUAUUGGACGAUGUUUUUGAUAAAAUUCUAAACAAACCAAAAAUUAUUACAAAGUAUGUAGAUGACAUUUUUGUAAUUCUUAAAUCUAGCCAAGUUGAUUCAACUCUAACUGCUUUAAAUUCUUUUCAUCCGAAAAUUCAGUUUACAGUAGAGCUCGAAAAUAAUGGAGAACUUCCAUAUCUUGAUAUACUAGUUGUAAGAAAAAAUAAUAGAUUAAUAUUUGAUUGGUAUAAAAAACCAACAUCUUCAGGUCGUCUUAUAAAUUUUAAUUCGAAGCAGCCUAAACAUGUUAUUAUCAAUACGGCCAAAAAUUUUGUUAAUAGAGUAUUGGAUGUCAGUAAUAUUAUCUUUCGUCAAAAAAACAUAGAAAUAAUUAUGAACACACUACUUUCAAAUUCUUUCCCUAUCAAUAUAAUACGAACAUUAUUGAAUCAAUACUUUAAUCCAUCGGUUCAGACCAAUUUAGUAACUAAUGUACCACAAUUUUCCUAUAAAAGUGUUCUAUAUAUUCCAAAUCUUUCAGAUAGAAUUUUAAAUGCUCCUAUAAGGAAUAAGGAAAAAGUAAGAAAAGCUUUUAAACCAGUAAAUAUUUUAAGAACUUCAUUAUUUUCAAACUUUAAAGGAAAAAUGGUAAAAACUUUUUUUUUUUUUUUUUUUGACGGGAGGAAAUCUUCAAAAGACACUUGGCAGUAUUCGACACCAAGUAGUGUGGGACUCUUAACCACUAAAACCACCUCUUUAUCAUUACCAAUCUUGAGAGAUCGACAUCAGAUUUUUCUUUCUUAACUUUGUAAAAUCACUUUGGGGGAAGUUUAAACUUUCCCAUGUUUUUUUAGACCAUAAGCUCAUGAGGCUUGGUUCUUCUUAAUCUUCGAACAUGGUUUCUUGUAUUCAAGACGGACACCAUUUCAGAAUUGGUAUGACUUUGCAGUCUCUGAUUAUGCGAUACAGCGUAUUUUUUAACAACUUCUGUAACCGUUUCUAUUUGUAAGUCACGAUGUAGAUCGCUAUUUCUUAUGUACCAAGGUGCAUUAACUAUUCCACGAAGGACUUUGUUUUGGAAUUUUUGGAUGAUUUCGGUAUUUGUUUUCUUUGUACAGCCCCAUAAUUGGAUACCAUAGGUCCAAACAGGCUUUAGUACUUGAUUAUACAGCAUUAUUUUGUUUUGGGUUGAUAAAUCAGAGUUGUUACCAAGUAACCAGUACAUUUUUCUAUAUUUCAAGUUUAGUUCUUCUCUUUUCUUUUUGAUGUGCUCUUUCCACUUUAGCUUUGCAUCCAAAGUCAUUCCAAGGUAUUUGGCCGUAUUGGCGUAAGGUACAGCUUGAUUAUUAAUGAAUAUUGGAAUAUUGUUUAUCUUUUUAUUUGUAAAGUUUAUAUGUGAAGAUUUUGUUUCAUUGAGUUUGAUACGCAAUUUUUCGGUCCAAUCUCUGACUGUGUCGACGGCAUAUUACAGCUUUACUGCUCCCCUAGAGACACGUUUGUCGGGUACCAAAAUUGCGGUAUCAUCUGCAAAAGUAGCCAUUAUGGUGUGAUUCCCAACUGGGAUAUCCCUUGUGUAUAGUAAAUACAGGGUAGGACCUAGGACACUUCCUUGUGGUACACCGGCUUCUAUUUUCUUCAAUUCCGAAUAUUCUUGAUCGUACCUUACUCUAAACAAUCGGUCUGAGAUGUACGAUUUUAAUAUUUCAUAGUACUGUCUGGGAAGAUCCCUUUGCAGUUUGUACUCAAGUCCCUCAUGCCAAACCUUGUCAAAGGCUUGAGCAACAUCUAAGAAAAUAGCUGAACAGACUUGUUUUUCUUCUAAUGCUUUUUCUAUUUUUUUUAAAAUUUUUAAAAUUCCCACGCCUCUUUCCCCCCCCCAGAUACCGCACGCGCUGGGGUCCAUUUUCACCGAGUACGAAGUCAUUUGCGGAUGAUUAUCGUAUCGGCACUUUUUAGUGUUUUUUGAAGGUAAAAACAAAUUAAAAAGAACUAAAUAAGUAAAGAGAAUGGUGAUACGAAUAUCAAAGGAAGGUCAAAGAUUGGGACUGCUUAGUACAAGCAUUUAUUAUAUCUGUGCAAAAUAAAAAAAAUUUAAAAUGAACAAAAAAAUAAAUUUAAUAUUUCAUGUUUAAUUUUCAGAAAGUGUCAAAAUUUUAAAACAAAAAUGUUUUAAUAGUCAAGAGUAUUGAUAAAAAAAUAAUUCAAUAUACAUAUGUACAUACAAUUAGGUAUAAAGACAUUAAAUGAGAAAAGAAUCAGUAAACAUUGAACAUAAAUACAAAAAAAAAGUUUAUGAGCGUGGUACACUGGUUUUUAGUAUUUUUUUCAGACUAGUUUUAUUAAUAUUAAAAUCAAACAGAUUAGUAUUCAAAUUUACAAGCUUACACAUGCGAGUUAAGGGCACAUGCAUACCAUAAUUAGUACGGUGUUGGGGUAAUUUUAUUAAAUCUAAGCUACGAAAGUUAUAGGCACCUCUCCGGUAGUUAAAAUUAAUAGAAUUAAGCAGAUCCGGGCCAUCAAUUACACCCGUUAUAAGUUGAUGAAUAAAUACAAGGUCGUUAUUUACUCUCCUUUGAGACAAGGUUUGGAUCUGCAGUAGGUUGAUUCGAUGCUCAUAGGAAGGAAGGUUAAAAGGGUCCGUCCAUGGUAAGCCUUUUAAGGCAAAACGAUAUUACAUCCGUUAUUCUAUGAACUUGGUCUAUCGUGGAAUGUUUAUUUCUAAAGCCAAACUGAUGAUUUGGGAUUAACCUUCUUUCUUCUAUAAUUUUGCUAAGUCUCUUCAGAAGCAGUUUUUCAAAAACUUUUGCCAUAAUUGGUAUAAGCGAUAUUGGUCUGUAAGACGUCACUUCUGUAGGUGGCUUACCUUGCUUGGGUAUGACAAUCACUUCAGCAAUUUUCCAAUGGUGUGGGACAUACCGUUGCUUAAGGCAUGCAUUUAUUAUAUAUUGGAGUUUUAUGAAGGCUUUCAAAGGCAUUUCUUUCAUAACCUGAGCAGUAAUUAGAUCGUAACCUGGUGAUUUUUUAUUUGAUAGUUGAUGUAAACACAUACUUUUUAUUUCUUUUAAUCUAACAAUUGGUAUUUCACUUUCAUCUAUCUUAUCAACUAACUGCAAGCUAUUUUCAGCCGCGUUUGUUGGGUAUGGCUUAAAAACAUUCGCAAGAUGCUCCGCGAAAAGGUUAGCUUUUUCUUUUGGGUUACCGAUCCAUUUCCCAUCUUGAGAUUUCAAGGGAGAGUUUAGUAACUGCGGUCUUUUCAGGAGCUUGGCUGCUUUCCAUAGCGAAAAAUCGGUUGAAGCAUCAGUCGUUAAAUUCUUUAGGAAUGUACUGAGUGAAUCAUUUUUGAAUUUAUAAAUUUGUUUUUUAAGAUUGUUGCUUAUACGGUUAAACGUUGUUUUAUCAUCUGGAAAUCUAGUAUUUUGCCAUUUUCUUCGAGCUCUUCUUUUCUCUAUUAUCAACUCUCUUAUCUCUAAAGGAUAUUUUAUUUCAUUUUGUCUUCUAUUAGAAAAUGUUGGAGUACUUUCUUCAGCGGCCUGUUGCACAUCAGCAAUAAAUUGUUCCACUUCAUGGUCAAUUUGCUCGAUUGUAUCCAUGGGAGAUCUUAAAUUUAUAAAACUUAAAAGCCUUUCUCUAAAAUCACUCCAGUUUGUUUUCUUAUUUACAAGCUUUGGAUUACUUUUUUCUAUUACUUCCGAUUCACUUAGUGUUAGAAUCACUGGAGUAUGAUCUGAUGACAAGUCAUAAUUACCUUCGACACUAAUGUGAUUUCGUUUGAUUCCUUUAGCUACGAAAAAGUCAAUAAGAUCUGGUAUUUUGUUAGUAUCGGAAGGCCAGUAAGUAGGCGACCUGGAGGAACAGAAUUCGCAAUUGUAUUUACGGCCUGCUUGGAAAAGUCUUUUGCCUUUAGUUGAUAUAAGUCUUGAACCCCAAUGGGUGUGUUUCGCAUUGAAGUCUCCACCAACAAGAAAGUUAUGCCCAAGAAGAUUUAAUAGAUCUGUAUAGUCAUCUUCUGUCGGGGAGCGCCUUGGUGGGCAGUAUAUAGCUGCUAUCUUAAACUCUUUCUUUUUCAUACCAAUACUAAUAGUUGUUACUUGCAUAUUUUCAUUAGUAAGCUUGGUUUCUUCAUAAUGUUUUAAGCUUUCUUUUAUAAGAAUCGCCGAUCCACCUCUUGCCUUGUCAGCUGGAUGUGGAGCGUGGUAACAUGAAUAGUGUUCUAUUACAUUAUCUAGACUUUGCCCAUUGGAGAAGUGAGUUUCGGACACCAGGCAAAUAUCUAUAUGUUCUCGAUCUAAAAAGAUUUUUAAUUCGGAUAAGUGUUGUAAAAGACCGUUUGCAUUCCAUGUAGCGAUUUUAAGUGUUCUGUCCAUCAUUGUUUUUUAAGAGCGACUUUUUCGCUUAACUGUUUGAUAUUCAAAUCCUGUUUAUCAAUUCUUUAAAGAAUGAGGUGUAGCAUUUCUUUUAUGGAAGUCUCUUCAUUCUUCCGCACAUUUGGUAAAAACUGACAAAUCAAAUAUUGUAUAUAAAAUAAAAUGUUUAGGAGAUGGAACAAACAGUUGUUGUUCAGUUUAUGUAGGAACUUCAAUGCAAAAGCUAAAGAACCGAAUAGCUGGUCAUAGAUCGGAUAUAAAUAAUGGAUAUUCACAGAAAACAGCUUUAGCUUUGCAUUGUAUAAAUGAAGGACAAAGACCAGACUUGAACAAUGUAGAUAUUUUACAUACUGAAACCCACUAUAAUAAGAGAAUGUUACUAGAAAUGCUACAUAUUUUAGAUACCAACAAUACUGUUAAUAGAAGAUCAGAUUGUGAAGGGCUUAGCAAUAUUUAUAGUCAAUUUGUUACAAGAAACAUUUUGGGUUAAACAUUUUUGAUCACCUUUAUUCUGUAGGCAAAUUUGAUAAGAAAUUUUGAAUUUCUUAUCAAAUAAUAAAAUAAAAUUUCUUAUGUUUUGAAAUUUCGAAAGUUUAAAACGUCUUUUUCAACACUUUGAAUUUUUGAAUUUUGAAAUAUUGAAAAAUAAAAAAGCAUCUAAAACCAACAAAAUAAAUUUUAAGAAACCUCUUAAAAUUUAAACAGAUUUUGUAUAUUGUAAGUAUAUUAGAUUUUUUCUAUUUAUUAGAUUUUUUUAAAAAAUUUUUUUUAUCCAAAUAUUAUAGUCCUGAAGAAGAACGUAGACACGUUCGAAACGUCGAUAAAUAAUCUAUAAUCUAGAUUCAAUAAAGACCUAAAGCCCGCUCAGGAUUCAAUAUUUUAAGAAAUAUAGGCUCCUGGUACCUUCAUAUAUACCUUUUCAAUAAUGUAUCAAAAUUCAAGCAAGUGGUAUGCUUAGAAAACCUAUAGUCUUUAAGAACUUAAAAAAUUAUCAUUUUAUUGUCUUGUACAUUUAUUUGAAGCAUAUUCAUGAAGAACAUUAAUUUUAUGGUUAAUGAUAAAAAUCGAAAGCCAGUUGGAGUUGGAUCGUGUGCGCAAUAGGUGUCAGAAAUCAAUUAAAAUUAAAUAAAAAAAGAAAAUCCGAUUAAAAUAGAUUUUUCGAUCAAUUUUGUUAAUUUCUUAUCGAAAACUAUUUGAAACCAUUUCAGCUGAUAUCAAAGCAGAAGUAGAGUAAAUGAGUUUACUGGUAGCAAUAGUUUUUUUUAUUAGUUAUAACUUCGAAAAUAAACAAAAUCAAUAAGAUAAUUUUCAAACACAUGUUUCAAUUCUAUUUCGAGUAAAAGUGAAAUGUAGAAACUAGCUAAUAUUAUUAAAAUCUGCAGAAAAUAAUCCUCUACAGUUAAUAAACAUAUGCUCAGCACUUGAAGAAGAUAAUUUACAAUUUUAAUGCAGUUUAUGAGUAAUGUCCACCUAAAAAGUCCCUUUUUACCAGUGUGCGACGUAGUGUUAAAAUUUGGACUUCAAAGUAAGUUGACAUUUCUCAUGUCGAAUUCCUUUCAAUUUUUUGAAUCGCCUCAAAAAAAUCGAAUUUUUGGUGUUAAAAAGGAACAUGAAAACAGACCGAAUUCUUUUUGCGAUUGUAUGUGUGUCAUUUGACACACACGGCGAACCCCACAUGCGGAGCCGUAGUGUGAAGCAGUAGAGUGGGAGAGUUGUGACCCCAUCCGAGAUCAUGACUAUCGUCGAUAAUGGAUAAUGGAGAAGAAGAUGUGUGUCAUUUGACAACAAUUUUUACACGAACGUCAAGCUGAAACCAAAACAAUUUCUGCAAAAUAAAACCAGAGAUUUCUUUGAUCACUAAUUUUGUUUAUUUGCUUCGGUAAUAUAAAUUUAAUUUAAUCCGAAUCAAUAGGAAAUAGAUAUUAUUAAGAUCUGAGUGAAGAUGAAGUAAAAGGUUAAUUAUUUGGCCGUAUGCUGUGGUUUUACAGAGAAAAAAAUUUCCUGAAGACAAUCACGAGAAGAAAAGUCACAUUAAUUUCACUUUUUCACAAGAACUAUGCCAAGAAAAAUUAUAUUUUGAUCGCACAUUGUCUUUUUUUUUUUUUUUUUACACUAUCAGUUCAUAGACGAAGAGCGCUUAUAGCAAGCCCCGUCUUGCGACCAUUUGCCAACACAAAACUGUGUUAUCCGGCUCAUCACUUAGUGCAGUGUUAGUAGUUAGUAAGCAAAUAAUAACUACAAAAAACAUACACUAAGAAAAAAAACAUUAAUUUCAAUAUUAGAUAAAACAAACCUUAAAGAAAUACAAACAAAAUAAUUACUUCAGCAACAAAAAAGACAUAAAAAUAAACACAAACAUUUAUGAGCGUGGUACACUGGUUUUUAGAACAGUUUUUAAUUUAUUUGUAUUAAAGUUUAAAUCAAAAAGGUUUGAAUUUAAACUUAGAAGUUUACACAUGCGUGUUAAAGGUUCAUGCAAGCCAUAAUUUGUUCGGUGUGGUGGAAUAUUCAUUAAAUCCAAGCAUCGGAGGCUAUAAGCACCCCCUCGAUAGUUAAAACCAACAGAAUUAAGUAAAUUUGGUGCAUCAAUUACGCCUGUGAUUAACUGGUGAAUGAAGAUUAUGUCAUUGUUAACCCUCCUUUGAGCCAAAGUUUGCAUCUGAAGGAGAUUAAUCCGAUGUUCAUAAGAAGGAAGAUUAUAAGGAUCAGACCAUGGCAGUCCUUUUAAGGCGAAACGAAUGAAAUUACGUUGUACUGAUUCCAGUCUUACAUUAUGGGUCUCGUAAAAAGGAGUACAGACUUGCGAUGCGUACUCAAGGUGGGGGCGUACUAAACAAUUGUAGAGGGAAAGAGUCACAUAAGGAUCUUGAAAUUCUUUUGACCAACGCUUCACAAAACCUAGCAUAGAGAAGGCCUUAUUCACGAUGACGUUGAUAUGUUCGGAAAAAUCAAGAUUAUAACUAAAAUUAACCCCUAGGUCUUUAAAGCUCUGAACACGCUGUAAUUUGUGUUGGGAUAUUUUAUAUUCAUACAAACUAGGAGCACGUUUUUUAGAAAAAAUCAUUGCCUGACAUUUUAUUGGAUUCAAAACUAAGCUAUUCUUACUACACCAUAUAGAAAAAUGAUUAAUGUCCUCUUGCAGAAGCCUCCGAUCAUUAACCGAUUUGAUACUUUUAUAAAUUUUCAUGUCAUCUGCAAAAAUGAGAAUUUCGCUAUGGUGAAUACAUAAUGGGGCAUCAUUUAUAGCUAGAAUAAAAAGAAGAGGUCCUAAAUGACUUCCUUGCGGAACACCUGAUUUUGAGAUGAACGAUUUUGAGAGAGCGUCUCUGAACUUCACUUGAUAAGAUCUAUUUUCAAGAUAAGAAGAAAUCCAAUUCACGAAGCCUAAAGGGAAACCUAGAGUUUUUAAUUUAAAUUUGAUUAUAUCAUGGGAGAGUUGGUCAAAAGCCUUAGAAUAGUCCGUAAAGAUACAGUCAAGUUCCUGUCCACUUUCUAACGUAUUUGAGCACUUAUGUAAAAAAGUAAGCAAGUUUGUAACCGUCGCACAGUGUGGCCGAUGGUAGGAAAAGUUGGCAAAAAUUAUUUUUCUUCGUUUCUAAGUUUGUUAUGGGUAAAAAUACUAUAUUAAAGCACAAAACUGAGACAACUUUUGUGAUUCUAUGAAAAAUUAUCAAAAACGCACAUUAUAAGUACAUAGCUAUCUAUUACCUUUAACUUUGAAGUUGUUUGAGAAAGAAAAUUGUUAUUUAUUUUUUCAAUACUUAGAUUUUACUGUUUUUUUUUUUUAAAUAAGAUUAUUCUUAAAAAUAGAUUUUAGACCUGACUCAACGGUUUAGUCAUAACAAAAUCUUCUUGAUGAAAAAAUACACUGGUCAACAAAAUUCAACUUUUUUUAUCCGAAGAACCAAAACAUACUUUUCUGAAAGAUUUGGGGAUGCUGAACUCGAAUCCACGAAAGAAAUAUUCUAUUAGCUUCCGUUUUUUGAAAUAUUACCGUUAUAAAAUGCAAAAAAACACGUUAUUUUGAAUGUUUAUGAGGUUAUGGUAACAAAGUGUGGUAAUUUCUUUAAGCAUAGUUUGACGCGGUCAUCUUCUUCAGAGAACCGUUUCAAAUUUUCCGAUCUUUUUUCAUGUAUGAGAUAUCUCAAGCUGCGCCUGCGUCUCCAUUGUGUAGAUCAACACUAUUUCCUUAAAUUUUUAGCCACAAUGCUAACCGUACACACUUUCAGUUUUGGCUAAUAGAAUAAUUCUGACAAUGGAUACGAGUUCAAAAUUUCUAACACCUUCAGAAAAGUAAAAUUCUGUUGAACUGUAUUGUCAGUACUUCCGGAAUCUGAGAAAUAUAUACAAAAAAAUCGUUAUUUUUAGAUAACUUCACAUAGUGUUUACUCAAAAAGGGGCAAACAUGGGCACCACUUUUUUCAUUGACACGAAAGACGACACUCUCAACAAUAAAGGGACACCAAAAACAAAGCGCCAUUUCACACCUUUGUGAACUUUUUCUUAACGAGUUUGUAUGACGCACGCAAAAAACGAAUGAUUUUAAAGACACCGAAUUCGAAUAAUUUUUUCAAACAAACUAGACACUCAUAAUUCAAAAGAGGAAUGAGAAUCGAAAGCUUCCCUUUUGCUUGUAAUUCCAUAUUUAUUUCAAAUUUUUAUCUUUUGAUUUAACGAAAUAGCACUUAAAACUUGAAACACAGACGGGAGCUAGAGAUAGGUAAAUAACGAAUAAUUUCGUCAAUGGCGACAUUUUAAAGUGUAGUUACUCACCGCGUUAGACUUAAACCGUGGAAUAAAAACCGGUUUUGUGUAGCUUAUUAAUCCCUUUAUUAAAGUAAAUUUGUAUUUGGCAGUUCGGUACAAUUUGAAAAUACCCUUUUUUUGCCAGCUUUUGAUACCAUUGGCCACACUGUGCGUCGAUCGUUUUUGCAUAAAGCCAUGCUGUUGAAUGCAUAUAAUUCUUUUACAGUGGAACGCCAAGCUAUCGCAAACAACUUGCUCAAAAAGCUUUGGAAUACAAGACAGCUUAGAUAUGGGUCUGUAAUUGACUAUAUUGGAUUUAUCUCCUUUUUUAAAAACAGGAGUAAUAAACGCUUGUUUCCAAAUGCUAGGAAAUUUACCUAAUUUGAGAGAUAAUUCAAAAAUAAGUUUAAGUGGAAGAGAUAAAACUGACCUACAAUUUUUCAAAACUGCUGCAGGAAUACCGUCUGGUCCGACAGAAUAAUCUUCAUGUAGUAAUGAAAGAAAAUGGGAUACUUUACAAGUAUCAAUUUGAAUAUUAUUAAAUGUAACUUGUGGGCAAUUUUCUAAAUAACGGAAGUAAUCUAGGUCCACAUUGGCGGGUAUGUCAAUAAAAGAUUGACAGAAGUUAGUCGCAACAGCAUCGCAAAUAUCUGAAGUACUCUUUAAGAUGUUGUUUUUAUAACUGAAAUUAACUAGAUAGCCAUCUGAUUUCUUUUUCAUAUUAACAAAUUUCCAAAAAUAUUUAGGAUCUUGCUUGAGACUACUUUCCAUAGAACUAAGAUAAUCUGCAUAUAAGUUACUAGCUUACCCGUGCGAGACUUCUCGCAUGCUUAAAUAAAAAGAAAGUAUAGGUAGGAAGGUACAAAUGUAAAUGCAGAGUGUGUUUUUUAAAAAGUCGAGAAUUACUAAAAAACUCCUGUUUAUCCCAUUUAAAAUACAUUGGAUUAGCCCCAGUUUAAGUUAAACAGCUAUGAAUAUGGCACAUUAAAUUUAGCAAUUCUAGGUUCCCUAAGUUGUACAUACAUUUUAUAAUUAACUCUAUUUCAAACAGGUUGCCGCAACUAAUAUCUCAAACUUGGUCAAUUUGAAGAACUUGAACCGAUGUUGAAUCAUGCAUUCACCACCUUAAAUCGUCAAUAAAAAAACUGUUGAACGUAAGGUUUCUGUCUGAUUCUUACAUCCGACAAUUUUUCCUUUGACGAUUUUUCUUUGCUGUUGUAUUGGGCUUUUCCAAAAAUUAUCUUAGACCCAUUUAAUUCACACUCCAUUAAAUUUUAUAUCGCUAUUCAAAAGUGGAAAUUUUAAAAUUCGUAUCUACCUACGUGAUUUCAUAGUUUUUCAUUUUUAAUAGCCACUUAUCAUAUUUUAGCUUAGGAAGUACCUAAACGGACCUAACACCCCUAUUACGAUUGUCAACUAUCAAUUGAUAGUUGAUAAAUACUGAAAUUUGAUGUUUUAAAAUCGAAAUGGGGGAAAACUGGUCAUUUUUUUAAUGGAUCUUUUCAGUUACAUUUCACGGUUAGCAUCAUUCUUCGUUUUCACAUUUUUUUCAAAGCAAAUAAGAUAUCGAAUUUUUUUUUAACAACUAUAAAUUCUUUGCUUCCGGCUACAAAGAGGUUAAGUCACAAAAUUGCACUUUCGGGUUUUGAUGAAAAGAGAAUAAGCUCUUUUAUUUGGUAUCAAAAACAUAAAUUUAGAGUAACUCUUUCUUAUAAAAAUAAGAGGAUCAAUACUCAAAAAUUCAUCGAUUUUCAACUUCAAUCGGAUUAUCUGGUAAACUAUCAUUUAUGUAAGUUCUUUUUACCCAGGGGCAAAGAAUUGAUAGUUGCAAUCGUAAUAGGGGUGCAACACUUACGCCCCUAUAGCACGCAAAGAGCAAAUGAAGGGUCCAGGGGAAAAACGGCACAUGUCCACUUUUUGUCAAAAAUAAACGAAUGAUGAGGUCUUGUAGUAUUUACUGACCACUAUCUGAUGGCAUCCUUACUUUUAUAAAACAAAUUUAAGCCUUGCUUUAAGUACUAAGUUGUAUGGAGAACAAAAUUUAAAAAUGCAUUUUUCUCGAAAUGAGUUGGAAUGGACUUGUGCUGUUUUUCCCCUGGAGCCUUCAAAUAUUCCGGCCUUUUUCUUAUGUACAUUAUGUAUAUACUAUAUAUGUACAUACAUAGGUACACUUCCCAGACUUUUCCUGGCAAAUGGAAGAUGAAAUGUUCCUACGGAAUAUGUUCAUACAUAUAUGUACUUACAAAAAAUCUUGAAAAAAAAAACCAUAGGUGUGUUUUUUUGUUUAUCUAUAUUGAUUUUUGAAAUCCAUGCAAAUAUUUGACACCACUGUACAUAAACUUUGGCAGCUGUCUGUCAGAAAAGUCGCUUUUGUUUUUUUAAUAUUAACUCCGCAGUGGAAGGCCAUUACAUCCAUGAUGGAUGCAAACAAAUUUUUUCACAAAAAAAAAAAAAAACAAAAACCAUA